UGACACGCUCGGGCUGCGGCUGUAAAUGAAUUUAUGUUGGAUAGAUUUGAGUUCCUUCUUUGUGAAAAGCUCUGAUGAUGUCGUUUCCCUGACUGCCAGCAGGUCACAUUCAGACCUGAGGUACUUCAACGCUGAUUUCCAAGAACUGAUUUAAGGAGGCUCAUCUAAAUUUAACAACUUCAUCUCCUUUUGUUACGGUCUGAGUUCACUCUGUCUGCUGAUUGGCUGAUGUUACCUCUUUUGCAAAGUAUAAAUACAGGAAGCCCUCAGGACCAUUACGGUCAGAAGAGUCAAGUUCUUGCUUCAACAGUGUUUGAACGGAACUUUUGAGCUACAAAGCUAACUUUAAGCUUUAUUUUUGUUGUUUUAUCGACAAAAACAAAGAAACCAGCUAAAAUGGAGUCUCAGGUGCGUCAGAACUACCACCGCGACUGUGAGGCCGCCAUCAACAACCAGAUCAACCUGGAGCUGUUUGCCUCCUAUACCUACACCUCUAUGGCCCACUACUUCUCCCGUGAUGACGUGGCCCUUCCAGGUUUUGCUCAUUUCUUCAAGGAGAACAGCGACGAAGAGAGGGAGCAUGCUGAGAAGCUGCUGGCCUUCCAGAAUAAGAGGGGAGGACGCAUCUUCCUGCAGGAUGUGAGGAAACCAGAGCGUAACGAGUGGGGGAGCGGCCUGGAGGCCAUGCAGUGUGCUCUGCAGCUGGAGAAGAACGUCAACCAGGCUCUGCUGGAUCUGCACAAGCUGGCUUCUGAUCGCCAAGAUCCUCUUCUGUGUGACUUCACGGAGAGCCACUACCUGAACGAGCAGGUGGAAGCCAUCAAGAAGCUCGGCGAUCACAUCACCAACCUGACCAAGAUGGAUGCCAGCACCAACAAGAUGGCAGAGUACCUGUUUGAUGAGCACACCCUGGGGGCAAGAAGUGAGAGGGCCUAGAGGUGAAAACAACAAACAGCAUCUGCUGCUUCUCUAAACAUCUCAACGAUCACUGAAGCUCUCAGCUGUGCCGACGCUCUGUUGGAGAGGAUGAACGAGUGUGGGCCUUGUUCUACUUCCUGUUCUGAUCGUCUGAAUUAGUGCAGACGUCAGCAAUGCUGGAGAUAAAGCUAAAUAAACGUUCUUAACUAAACUUCAC
Nothobranchius furzeri (turquoise killifish) is the source of this 1135-nucleotide messenger RNA. Its product is annotated as ferritin, middle subunit. The record is from RefSeq and is a predicted model, not a curated record. Gene Ontology annotation, biological process: iron ion transport; intracellular iron ion homeostasis. Gene Ontology annotation, molecular function: ferrous iron binding; ferric iron binding. NCBI's taxonomy places the organism in Eukaryota, Metazoa, Chordata, Actinopteri, Cyprinodontiformes, Nothobranchiidae. Gene Ontology annotation, cellular component: cytoplasm.